GGAUAACUUUACCUUCACUGUUACUGCAUUCAGAUGAAAAAUUAGCAUGUUAGAAAAUCUUAUCCUCCUAAAUUUAAAAUUAGUAGGAUGAUAGCUAUCCUCGGUAGAAUCUUGGAAGCUGCCUGGAUUUAAGGCCGGCAAAUGCUGUGUGAAUCAGUCUCCAACCAGGUAAAAAUACUCAGGUUGGCUUUUUUUUUUUUAAGAGCAGAUUAUAAUACUAGCUUUGUCCGGAAAAUUGAUCUAAACUGUCAGUUCUUGAAGCCAGACUUGAAAUUUUGGGAAGAACGUGUCAGUUCCGCUCCUAGGGGAAGCCCUGGCCACGGGGUAGGCACUUUGGUGGAGCCUUGCCUUCCGGGCUCUCUGCCUUCGCGCAUGCGCUCUGGCGCCAACACCUCCGCCAGGAGAAGCGGGGCCCCAAGCCAGUCGAGGAGCGGGGCUGUGCGCAUGGUUGUGAUGUCACUGUGUGCGCCACAUCUUGUUGCCAGGCAGCGAUGGCGGCUACUCUGGAGUCAUCCGAGGAGGACACGCUGCUGAACUUUGUGCGAGUUUUGGAGAAGCGAGAUGGCACGGUGUUACGACUGCAGCAGUAUGGCUCCGGCGGCGUGGGUUGCGUUGUUUGGGACGCUGCCAUUGUCCUUUCUAAAUACCUGGAAACGCCCGGGUUUUCCGGCGAUGGGGCCCACACUCUGAGCCAGCGGUCGGUGCUGGAGCUGGGCUCUGGCACCGGGGCGGUGGGGCUCAUGGCUGCUACCCUCGGGGCAGAUGUCAUAGUCACCGAUCUUGAGGAAUUGCAGGACUUACUGAAGAUGAAUAUUAAUAUGAACAAGCAUCUUGUCACUGGUUCUAUUCAAGCCAAGGUACUGAAAUGGGGGGAAGAAAUAGAAGACUUUCCUUCUCCACCAGACUACAUACUGAUGGCUGACUGCAUAUACUACGAAGAGUCUUUGGAGCCACUUGUGAAAACCCUAAAAGAUCUCAGUGGAUCCGAUACUUGUAUUAUAUGUUGUUACGAACAACGAACAAUGGGAAAAAAUCCAGAAAUUGAGAAAAAGUAUUUUGAGCUCCUUCAAUUAGACUUUGACUUUGAAAAAAUUCCUUUGGAAAAACAUGAUGAAGAAUAUCGAAGUGAAGAUAUUCACAUUUUAUACAUCAGAAAGAAAAAAUCGAAAUUUCCAUCAUGAAAUCUUCUGGUAAGCAAACGAUUUGAAUGGAGCAUGUGAAUACAACAUGGGAAGAUUGUGUUUACAGAUUUUUCCAGCAUGUCCUUAGGGAUCUGAUACAUAGACAACCACCAUGGGCUGCCUGCAAUACAAAAGAUGACUGCCUGCCUGCCUGCCUACCAGUGGGACUGAAAUAGCUCAGCAUCAAGUUCUGUUUAAAAGAAACAUUGUGUGUCAGCCACUCCUCAAAUAAAAAUAGGUACUGAGGUUAGCCUAAAGUCUGCCAGAAAUCGACAGUGAAAUAGCAUGGUUGACUUGGCAUAUUUUCAGGAAACUAGAGAUAAGUUGAUCCAGUUUCUAAAGAGAGGUAUCUAGUACUAUUUAAUAAUGUUUAAAUUCAAAUCAGUAAAUUUUAGUUUGUCUUCAAAAUAAAUUUAAAAGAAGGUUUUCAAACAUGUAUACAAUGCUUUUUAUCAAAUGUGUCUUCCACUUCAUUGCUUUUAAGAUAGCUUUAAUAUUUAAGUGUUCUUUUACUUAAAAAAAAAAAAAAAAAAAAUUUUGGCCAAAGUUCUUUUCCUUUCCUCCACCAUACAUGUCUAUGUGAGUUAGUAAAUUAUACUGUAGUCAGUUGGAAAAGAUGAAAAUAAGAAAUCAGGAGAUUGAGAGGGAGGAGACAGUAUCUUUACAAAAUUUUUUAUUUGAGAAUAAAAAGCCCAUCUUCAGGCUCUUGCACUUUUGUGGCUUAUGCACUUUUUCUCAUGUAUACCUUCCAGGAAAAUGUGGCCCAAAUCACUAGUGUUAACUUGUGUAUGUGAAACCGAGAAAGGUUUUUAAGUAACUACAAGUGUAAUUCUUAUACAUUUACCAAAUGAUUUUGAUUCUGUGUAGUCUGUUUUAUGUUCUCGUGAUAAUCAUCUAAUCACAGACUGAUCUAUCAAGAUUUCAGUAAGACUGGUUCCAAAGCAUAAUAAUAACCAGAUGGAAUUCUUAUACUUACAGGCAUUAGUGCUAGGUGGCACAUACUAUGUGUUAAAAUAAACAUUGUUUCUUGAGA
Molecule: messenger RNA, 2214 nt
Organism: Sus scrofa (pig)
Lineage: Eukaryota; Metazoa; Chordata; Mammalia; Artiodactyla; Suidae
Gene: VCPKMT
Product: valosin containing protein lysine methyltransferase
Biological process (GO): peptidyl-lysine trimethylation
Cellular component (GO): cytosol; protein-containing complex
Source: RefSeq, a predicted model, not a curated record